This is a messenger RNA of Centropristis striata (black sea bass), 873 nucleotides long. Its product is annotated as GTPase IMAP family member 7-like. Gene Ontology annotation, molecular function: GTP binding. The transcript has 2 exons. Bases 1 to 873 code for a protein of 290 amino acids. The record is from RefSeq and is a predicted model, not a curated record. Lineage: Eukaryota; Metazoa; Chordata; Actinopteri; Perciformes; Serranidae.
AUGAAUGCAUCAACAAGGAUUGUGAUCUUGGGGAAAACUGGAGCUGGGAAGAGCAGCCUCGCCAACACCAUAUUUGAAGAGAAAAUGUUCAAGACAAACAAUACAGCCAACUCUGGAACAUCUACGUGUCAAGCGGUAACCAAAUCUGUCAACGGAAGAACCAUUACUUUGAUCGACACUCCUGGUUUCUUUGACACUAAGAGAUCUGAGGAAGACAUGAAGGCUGAGAUAGUGAGGUGUAUCACAGAGUGUGCUCCUGGGCCUCAUGCCUUUAUCAUUAUGCUUAAAGUAGAGAAAUUCACAGAGCACGAGAAAGCUGUUAUCACUACAACAAGCCAGUAUUUCUCUGAAGAGGCUUUUAAAUAUUCCAUAGUUGUCUUCAGUCAUGGUGAUGAGCUCGAAGAUGGGACAAAGAUCAAAGAGUGGGUCGAUCAAAAUGCAGAUCUAAGUGACCUGGUAAAGAAGUGCGGGAGCCGGUGCCAUGUGUUUGAUAAUAAAUACUGGUCGAAAACCCCGCAAGAUGAAUACAGGAACAACAAGUCCCAGGUGAAGGAGCUUCUCGAGACAAUAGAUGCGAUGACGGCAGCCAAUGAAGAAAGCUGCUUCACCAAUGAGAUGCUACAAGCAUGGGAGAGGCGUAUACAACAAGAGGAGGAGCGCAUCAAAGCAUCAGGUGCAAACAUGUCACAGGAAGAGAUCAGAGCGCAGGCUAAAAGCCGUGUCUUCAAGCGUUUGUUAACACUGAUGGCAGGUGUCUCAGCAGGAGCAUUGUUAGGACAUUUCCUUGGUGAUAAGGUCAUGCAAAACGAAGGGCUAGCAACAGCAUUAGGGAUGUGUAUUGGCAAGACUCUGGCAGUGACAUAUGUCUCAUGA